AUGGAAUCUGGCUACCAAAAACUACCCGAAGAGUCAAUGCGGACAGAGUGGAAUGAGAAGAAGAUAGAGGCCAACUCAGACUACCUGCAUGUAGAGGGACACCCAGUCAUGGAGAAGUGGGAGACACCAUAUAUGGACAGACUAGCCCAGAUUGCUUGUGGGAAUGGGGGCGUGGUUCUUGAGGUGGGACUGGGCAUGGCCAUCAGUGCCACUGCAAUCCAGAGAUGCAAACCAGACAAACAUCUCAUCAUUGAGCUAAACGAGAAGGUAAUUGAGCAACACAAGCAGUUCUUAGCCGACCACCCUUCCAUCCAAAUACUGCAAGGUGAUUGGCGGGAUGUUAUUGACCAACUAGAAGACAACUCUCUAGACGGUGUGCUGUACGACACAUAUCCAAUGAGUGCAGCCGAGCAACAUACUCAUCAGUUCUCUUUUAUUGAGAAAGUGAAAGCGAAACUUCGGCCUAAUGGCAUUCUUACCUAUUGCAACUUGACAUCGCUGGGCGUGCUUUUCGGUAGAUAUUUAACCAAAGACGAUAUUGCAGAAAAGACAUGGGAGACGAUUUGGAACGAAACUCAGAAACCACAUCUUCUCAGCGUUGGUUGGAAAGAGGAUGAAAUUGAGGGAUUUGAGGUGUUUAAAUUGCCAGAAGUGUCUAUCAAAGUGAGAGGCAAUUGUCUGUAUUAUUCUCAUUCGACCUGCUUGGUACCGAAGUUGAUUAAGAAAUUCUAA
Messenger RNA from Symsagittifera roscoffensis, 732 nucleotides. RefSeq names its product guanidinoacetate N-methyltransferase-like. Lineage: Eukaryota; Metazoa; Xenacoelomorpha; Acoela; Convolutidae. The record is from RefSeq and is a predicted model, not a curated record. Gene Ontology annotation, biological process: creatine biosynthetic process. The transcript has 3 exons. Gene Ontology annotation, cellular component: cytoplasm; nucleus. Gene Ontology annotation, molecular function: guanidinoacetate N-methyltransferase activity. The coding region runs from base 1 to 732 and encodes 243 amino acids.